AACCCGACCAGGGAGCGGGGACGGCAGCCACGCCCGGGGACGGGGAGGACGGCAGCGCUGGGGACAAGGACACUCGCGCCCCGUGCCCUCCCCCGGCGCCCGCGGUCGGCCAUGGGGAACGGCAUGAGCCAGAUCCUUCCUGGCCUCUACCUUGGGAACUUUGUCGAUGCCAAAGACCUGGAGCAGCUAAGCCGGAACAAGAUCACCCACAUCGUUUCGAUCCAUGAAUCCCCCCAGCCCCUGCUGAAGGAUAUUACCUACCUCCGCAUCCCCCUGCCUGACACCCCUGAGGCCAACAUCAAGAGGCACUUCAAGGAAUGCAUCAGUUUUAUCCACCAGUGUCGCCUGCAUGGAGGGAACUGCCUCGUCCACUGCCUCGCUGGCAUCUCCCGCAGUACCACCGUGGUCGUUGCGUACGUCAUGGUCGUCACGGAGCUGAGCUGCCAGGAGGUGCUGGAUGCCAUCAGAACCAUCCGGCCCGUCGCCAACCCCAACCCUGGCUUCAGGCAGCAGCUGUCUGAGUUUGGUGGCAGCGCAGCCCGCAAGGUCCGCAGGCACCUGAAGCAGAGGUAUGGGACAUCCCCUUUCAAUGAUGAGGAAGAAAUAAAGGCCUUGCUGCCAGCAGGGAGAGAAGGAACAUCCAGGACGGAGGGAGCUCAGCAAGGACUGGUCCCAAGAGCCAGAGACAUCAGAAGCACAAGUCCCUUCCUGCUGCGGGUGAAGAGGACGUUCUCCUGCAUCCCAGCUUGUCUGAAGUGCAACAGCAGGGAAUGGGCGCCCACCCCUUCCCUCCACCUGCGGCACAGGCCGGGCUGCAGGUCGAUCACCCAGGACUCUGCAGUAGCCAAUGAGCAACAGAAAGAGCCUAAAAUCUCCAUUGGUGUACAUGGGUGCACUGACUGUGAGGGCAUGAAACCCCUGGGAUGCCUUUGUUGGGGGUCCCUCCCGGAGUCCCACCGCUGUACUGCUCAAUUACUGCACCACUUGUUCCUGAACUCGGACGUCAGACACCGCUGCGGGAAACCCGAGGCAAAGAAAAAAUUUAAGAACCGUCCCCUCUGUCGUGGGGCAGCCAGAGCCGGCAGCGUGGGCCGGGAAAAGGAAAGUGAAAGCCGGAGCCGCUUUCGGUUUCGGCGCCGGGCCGCGAUGGCGGAGCCGGGGGCGCCCAUGCGGCUGAAGGAGUGGCUGAUCGCGCAGAUCGACAGCGGCCGGUACCCGGGGCUGCGCUGGGAGAACCGGCACCGGACGCUCUUCCGCAUCCCCUGGAAGCACGCGGCCAAGCAGGAUUACCGGCAGCAGCAGGACGCCGCGCUCUUCAAGGCUUGGGCCAUCUACAAAGGGAAGUACCAGGAAGGGACGGACAAGGCUGAUCCCUCCACCUGGAAGACUCGUCUCCGCUGUGCCCUCAACAAGAGCACCGACUUCCAGGAGGUGCCUGAGCGGAGCCAGCUGGAUAUCUCUGAGCCUUACAAGGUGUACCAGAUCGUGACUGACAGAGCCUGUGAUGCAGAGGACAGUGACACCCAGUCCCCAGGCAGUGAGGACCAGCAGGGCAGCACUGCAGGGAGUCCAAAGAAGGAGGAAAGCCAGAAAGACACACUGGAGACAGACCACGGAUCUCCACAGCCCCUGCUCUCUGCCCAUCCAACUGAGAGAGGCCAGGAGAGCACCUGGGAGUCCUCGAGGACAACUGCCCAUGGCCCUUUACCGCCUCAUCUCUGCCCUGGUCCAGGGUACCUCGUGAGGGGAGUCUUCUACAGCUGGAACCCAACCCAUGGCCAGUUCCUCCCUAGACCCCAGUCCUACCUCCCUGUGGAAGAUGUCAACAACUCAGAUUGCUGGCUCCACAUCCGUCUCUACUACUGCGAUGUGCUGGUGAAGGAGGUGACCACCCGCACGGCCGAGGGCUGUCGCAUCACCAGCCGUGCCGUGCCGGCCGACAGCGAGCGCCUCUAUGGCCCCUCCUGCAUGGAGCAGAUCGAGUUCCCCCCGCCGCAGGCACUCAGCGGCCACGGCCACGCGGCCGUCAUGGCCAACGUGCUGGAGCGGCUCCUGCCCCACCUGGAGCGCGGGGUGCUGCUGUGGGUAGCGCCCGAGGGGGUCUUCAUGAAGCGCCAGUGCCAGGGCAGGGUGUACUGGAACGGGCCACUGGCCCCACACAGGAACUGGCCCAACAAGCUGGAGAGGGAGAAGACCUACAAGCUGCUGGACACGCAGCAGUACCUGCAGCAGCUGCGGGAGUACCUGAGCAAUGGGCAGCUCAUGCCGCAGUACCAGAUCCACCUGUGCUUCGGGGAGGAAUACCCCACCAGAGCCGGGCACCCCUUCCAGAAGCUCAUCAUGGCCCACGUGGAGCCGGUGUUCGCACGGGAGCUCUUCCAUCACGCCCAGCGCUUGAGGCCAACGCUGCUCCGCAACUCCCCCCAGCCCUGUGCCCCUGGCACCUCCAGCCACGUUAUUCAUGUCCUCAAACAGCUCUGCCAGCCCUGAGCCGGGCAGGAGACGAGAGCUCAGUCACCAUAAAGUCUCAGAGCAGGAGGCUCUGAGCCCCACGGCCUUACUCCAGCUGCGUGUCCCUAGGCAGAGUGCACGGGGUGCUCAGCGUGAGGAACCAGAUGCAGGCAGGUUCUGGUCAGGGUGGGCAGGCACUGCUGCCCUCAUGAGUGCUGUAUUUAUUGCCCAGGAGGUCCCCAGGUGGGAUUUGCUGUGUGCCUGUUCAGCCAGUCGGGGCAGAGCCAGCUCCAUCCUUGCACCACCAGGACUUGCCAUUUGUGAAACUUAGAAAUAAAAGUUGUGUUUUGGUACCAGU
Pseudopipra pipra is the source of this 2809-nucleotide messenger RNA. It is a transcript of the gene DUSP15, whose product is annotated as dual specificity phosphatase 15. The record is from RefSeq and is a predicted model, not a curated record. Lineage: Eukaryota; Metazoa; Chordata; Aves; Passeriformes; Pipridae. Gene Ontology annotation, biological process: immune system process; protein dephosphorylation; regulation of transcription by RNA polymerase II. The transcript has 15 exons. Bases 112 to 2490 code for a protein of 792 amino acids. Gene Ontology annotation, molecular function: protein binding; RNA polymerase II cis-regulatory region sequence-specific DNA binding; DNA-binding transcription factor activity, RNA polymerase II-specific. Gene Ontology annotation, cellular component: nucleus.